UCUCACCUGUGCUGAAGCCCCGCCCCCUGCAGGUGUGUCUCUCUCUCUCUUCCUCUCUCUUCACUCCUCUCUCUCGCUCUUCAGAGAUGUUGGAGGACUCGGUCGGCCUCGCCGCCGUCACCGUGCUCGGCGUCCUGGAGCAAGCGUAUUUCUGUCUGCAGGUGAUCUAUGCCAGGAGGAAGUUCAAAGUCUCCCCCCCCUCCACUGCCGGCCCGCCCCAGUUUGAGCGGAUCUUCAGAGCUCAAGCGAACUGCUCCGAGUACUUCCCGAUCUUCAUCAUCGUCCUGUGGAUCUCCGGAGUCUUCUUCAGUGAAGCGCUGUCCUGCCUCUGUGGGCUUCUGUAUAUUUACGCACGUCUCCGGUACUUCCAAGGAUACUCAGAGUCUGCUGAGGGACGGCUGGACCCCCUGUACUCCAGCGCGCGGGUUCUCUGGCUGCUGAUCUGGUUCUGCGGGCUCGGGGUUCUGUUGUCGUUCUGCAGGAUCUACCUGAAGCUGGACCUGAUCAAAGGGCUCUACGCUGCCCUGGGCCUCGUCUGAAGGAGACAGCAGGAGAAAGGCAAAGGGCAAACAAACGGGCCGGUUCAUGUGACAAAAAAUAAAAAUAAACAUCAGAGGAAAUGUG
Trematomus bernacchii (emerald rockcod) is the source of this 624-nucleotide messenger RNA. Its product is annotated as leukotriene C4 synthase-like. The record is from RefSeq and is a predicted model, not a curated record. NCBI's taxonomy places the organism in Eukaryota, Metazoa, Chordata, Actinopteri, Perciformes, Nototheniidae. Gene Ontology annotation, cellular component: endoplasmic reticulum; nuclear envelope; membrane. Gene Ontology annotation, molecular function: leukotriene-C4 synthase activity; glutathione peroxidase activity; glutathione transferase activity. Gene Ontology annotation, biological process: leukotriene biosynthetic process.